This is a messenger RNA of Stylonychia lemnae, 492 nucleotides long. Lineage: Eukaryota; Ciliophora; Spirotrichea; Sporadotrichida; Oxytrichidae. The record is from the annotation of a GenBank genome assembly.
AUGACAGACAACCCACACUCUAUUGAAGAUGAGGCACUGGCUAUUGUACAUUUUAUGCAUCUAUCGAGCUAUCAAGGGUCACAUUCAUAGCAAUCUUUACUCCUAAUGCAAACUAACACCAGUAUUAGUGAAAAUUUAAUCUACGAGUUAGCCUUCUAAAAUCCGGAUGAUUUCGAAAUGAUAUUGGCAAAUAUGCAUUAGUCCAUACUAAUCCAGUUUCUAACUAAACUACAGAAUCGCAGCCAUUUUUAAGAUUGCAAGAUCUACAGUGAUUUCCACACCCUAUUUGAUAUGAUAAUCGUGGCUUAAAUGUAUAUUUACAAAGGCAAGUUCGAUCAUAAUCACUGUUUAUAUAGGAAUUGUAAAUAUGACUAUCUAGAGAGCAAAAAUAAGCCAUCUUGGCAAGUUCAGCACUGGAUAUACUAAUUUGAAUUGAUUUAUUCAAUCAAACAACUAUUGCAACCAAAGAUAACAUCACUGCAUUCUAAAUGA